Molecule: messenger RNA, 1994 nt
Organism: Pyrenophora tritici-repentis Pt-1C-BFP
Lineage: Eukaryota; Fungi; Ascomycota; Dothideomycetes; Pleosporales; Pleosporaceae
Source: RefSeq, a predicted model, not a curated record
AUGUCUGCCCUCUCACGCCUUUACUUGUUGCUGUCAGCACAAUGUCGUCGCGCGCUAUCCACUGCUGAGCUCUAUGAGGAGCGUGAGCGCGAUUUCUAUCGCAACGGAAACCGCAGCGAGCGCAACUACGAGGAACUUGACCUCGAGCUGCGCCGUGGCUCUGGUCCGGAUCCUCGCCGCAGCGCCCCAGACUUCUUCCGCGAGGACUACAGCCGCCCAACCGCUGGAGCGCUUGCACUGCGGCCCCGCGACGAAGACAACUUGUCCAGGGCAGGACCCCGCAGUAGCCGCACUUUCGACGAUGACGUACGCUCCGUUCGCAGCCGACCCCCACCCCCACCCCCUGCGUCCACUGUCCGGGAUGUAGAGCGCGACGACAUCACAAUUAGACGUCGUGAGCAGUCGCGAGGCCCUCCUGCUCGUGAAGUCGAGCGCGAACGCGAAGACAUCAUCUUCCGUCGUGGUGAUGGCCCCCCGGUCCGAUCAGUCAGCCGACCCGCCCCUCGUCAGGUGGACGACGACGACGUACGCUUCCGGGGUCGUGGAGGCGACAUCGACUUCCACGCUUCUCGCAGUGAGGUCAGCCGCCACGGUAGGGACGUGUCUGCUGAGAGGGGCUCAAUCCGCUUCCAAGAGCACGACGGCAACUUUGAACUUCAUGCAAAGCGCCGAGAAUACAGCCGCGAUGGCAGAGACUCGAGCAGAGAAAGGAGUUCCCUGACGAUUAGAGGUCGUGACAGGAGCCUUCCACCCCCAUCCCGUCACCGCGGAGACCUGGUAGCCAGGGAGCGUGAGGAGUUUGUCAUCCGCCGUCCGCGCGCCGAGUCCCCGCCCCAGAACAACCGCGAAGUCGUAAGAGACGAAAUCAUCAUCAGACGCAAGGAGGAGCGAGCCCCUUCUCCCUCUCCAUCUCCAUCCCCGCCGCCUCCACCACCGCCGCAGGUGCCAGAACCAGAAAUCCGCCCUCCUAUUAUCCAGGAGAUCAUCACCCACCACAGGCACAUCGAUCAUGGUGUCGUUAGGGCCCGUACUCCCACCCCGCCUCCCCCACCAGCGCCACCAUCUCCUCCCCCGCCACUAAAUGAAACUCUCGAAAUUGAGAUCAACCGCAGAGACCGUGGACGUGGAAGAAGCAAUUUCGAUGAACUCGAUAUUGAUAUCAACUUCAACCGUGACCAGGGAUCGGUGAAGCACCGGAAGAAGGACAUGUGGACCGAGAUCACAAAGGACCUGGUAAUCCGCGAAGCCAUUGACUCGAUGGGCUACGCAUGUGAAGAGACAGAUGACUUUUUCUACGUGAUGGAGUAUCUGCAAUACGAGGAUGUAUUGCACCUUGUGGAGAUCUCUGAUGAGAUUCGCCGAAAGCGCAAGAGCCGAAUCCGGGAGAUUGAGGUUGAGCGCAAGUCGAUCCAUAACUCUCGCCCCCAAUCAGCUUACGAUGACCGUUACUACGAGCACGAAGUAUCUUUCGACAGCCGUCGCAGUCGGUACCGUUAGUGCGCUUUAAGCAACCUUUUCGCCCGGCUUCGUUUGACGCUGGAGUUACACAUCAAUACUGGAGAGACAGAGAGUCCCGCAUUGAUGCUGCGUCUGCGACAACCCAGUGCGUUUGUCUCGGCGAGCGAAUCCUUCAAUCCGACCAGCGCACUUUGCAAUGUCUCUGCAUGUCCGACAAACGUUUACCGUCUUCCAGCGCGCUUGUCGGGAAAAGUCUCAAUUUGACACCAAACGACUCAGAAGAUUUCUACAUUCUACAACGAGGACACGGCCUGUAUGCACUAAUGAAUAUGAUGAUUACGACUAGCAUACCCCCGAGGGAGGACGAAAGAGGUGGUUUGUGUUUUCUUUGAGUUGCCUUUGAAUUCUCGGUGGAACACGAUUCUUAAAGGGAUCGAUGGGAUCUCGAUCCGAGUGCGAUGGUGGCGUGGGGAGGGAGGUACAUGAUUCUUUUUCUUUACUUUUUUUCCACAAUCGAAUACAAUCAAUUAUUGGCG